This is a messenger RNA of Lotus japonicus, 1083 nucleotides long. Its product is annotated as putative RING-H2 finger protein ATL50. The record is from RefSeq and is a predicted model, not a curated record. The transcript has a single exon. NCBI's taxonomy places the organism in Eukaryota, Viridiplantae, Streptophyta, Magnoliopsida, Fabales, Fabaceae. The coding region runs from base 1 to 1083 and encodes 360 amino acids.
AUGGAAUGUUGGCCCCACAUGGUGGUCCUUGUGAUAUCAUCAUCAUCAAUGUUGCAAUAUUCAGGUGUUGUUGAUGCACAAGGAGCCAUAACAACAAACCCUGCUCCUUUAGGAAUCACAUUCACCACCUUCAAGGACAACCUCAAGGCAACAAUGAGUAUCAUGCUGCUAGCCUUCUUCUCCGUCUUCCUCAUCAUGGGCUUCAUCUCCCUCUACCUCCGCCACUGCUCCUACGCCUACGGCGGCGGCGCCCGAAGCCCAAUCACCACCGCGGCUGACCUCUGCUCCCGUGGCAUCAACCGCCAGCUCAUCGACAAGUGCCCUGUCCUCGCCGUGAAGGACCUCAGAAUCGGAGAGGGUGGCAGCUGCAUCGAGUGCGCCGUGUGCCUCGCCGAGUUCCAAGACGGCGACAGCAUCCGCUUGCUCCCGAAAUGCCACCACGUUUUCCACCCUGAUUGCAUCGAUUCGUGGUUGCUCUCUCACAUGAGCUGUCCCGUUUGUCGCGCCACGCUCACCUCCGAUGAUGUUCCCGACGACAUUGUCAUCAUCCCCAUCUCCGACACCACCACAACCACCACCGCCACCGCCACGGAACCUGAACCACCGGCUAACGGAAGUAGCAGUAGCACUAUUAGUAGCAGCGUUACGGUUACAGAGAUAGAGGAAGUUGUAACGGCACCUGAAGAAGAAGGUGAAGGUGAGAUCAGCAAUAGUAUUGUUUUUCUUGCACGCGAAUCGAGAAUGAUGGUGAGGUCACAUUCAACUGGUCACUCUUUGGUGGGGCCCGAGGAGAAGGUUAAGGUGUGGGACAGGUACAUGUUAAGGUUGCCAGAGCAUGUGAGGAGGAAACGGAUUCUUCGUGAGAAUGCGGUUUUUCCGGGUGAGUGGAGUGCGAAGAGAGCAUGGGAAGGAGGUGGUGGAAUUGGUAAUAACAAUGUUGAACGGUGGUGGUGGUCUUUGUCGAUGACUCCACCUUUGGGAUUUCGUUCGGGUGGCGGCACUAGUGGAGGCGAUUGUAACGGUGGUAAUUUUUUAGGGGCAUGUUGGACGCCAGUUAGAGUAUCUCCAAUUCAAGGUUCUUAG